This is a messenger RNA of Ramularia collo-cygni, 1479 nucleotides long. RefSeq names its product probable glutamine synthetase. NCBI's taxonomy places the organism in Eukaryota, Fungi, Ascomycota, Dothideomycetes, Mycosphaerellales, Mycosphaerellaceae. Gene Ontology annotation, molecular function: glutamine synthetase activity. Bases 1 to 1479 code for a protein of 492 amino acids. The record is from RefSeq and is a predicted model, not a curated record. The transcript is spliced from 3 exons.
AUGGCCAUCACCGACGAUCCCUCCAAGCUCACGCAUGAGGACUUGCCCGAGCUGCUUAAAGAUGACACGAGCGUCAAAGUCGCCGGCGUGGAUAUUGAUGGUCAGCUGCGAGGGAAGCUCAUGUCAAAGAAGAAGUUCCUCUCAAUCGCAAAGGAGGGUUUUGGUUUCUGCUCUGUGAUCUUCGGCUGGGACAUGCAUGAUCAGACCUACUUCAAAGAGCUUAAAAUCAGCAACAAGGAGAAUGGAUACAGAGACAUGGUGGCAGAGGUGGAUCUCAGCAGCUUCAGACGUAUGCCAUGGGAGAACAAUGUUGCCUUCUUCCUUUGCAGCUUUCGCGAGCCUGAAGGACAGAGCUUGAGUGCUUGUCCUCGAAGCUUGUUGGAGAGAGCUGUACAGAAGAUUCAAGCAAAGGGGAUGGGGGCUCUAGCUGGCGCGGAGUACGAGUUCUACACGUUCCGCGCACCAGAGGCUUCGCAUAUAUCGCCAUCUGACGGUGCGAGAAACUCCAGCGCUACUGCAACGUUCUUGCAGAACAACCCGGUAAACAGUCUGCCUAGUCUGGAAUCCGGCAUGUUUGGGUACUCCAUAACGCGACCAGUCCACAACCAGGAUUGGUAUUACGGAAUCUACGAUGCGUGCCGAAAGUUCAGAUGCGAUAUUGAAGGCUGGCAUACCGAGAGUGGACCGGGAGUUUACGAAGCUGCACUGGAGUACGGCGAGAUCAGGCAGAUGGCGGAUCGGGCGGCCCUCUUCAAGCUGACAGUAAAGAACAUGAGCUCAAACUAUGGUAUAACACCAUGCUUCAUGGCGAAGCCCAGAGAGGGUCUUCCAGGUAACAGUGGGCACAUGCACAUCUCGUUGAAGGACAACAAGACUGGGGCGAAUUUGUUCGUCAGAGAAGAGGCGGACCCCAACCCACCUUACCCCGAUCUGGUACACGUGUCAGACAUUGGUCGACAAUUCCUUGCCGGCCUACUCGACGGUCUACCAGAUAUCAUGCCGCUUGUUGCACCCACUGUCAACAGCUAUAAGCGUCUUGUGGAGAACUUCUGGGCUCCUGUCACUGUGUCUUGGGGUCUAGAGCAUCGCGCUGCUUCGAUUCGAUUGAUCGCACCACCGACAUCACCGCCGAAGGGAACCAGAUUUGAGAUUCGUGUUCCCGGUGCUGACACCAAUGCCUACCUCGUGCUCUCCGCCAUCUUGGCUCUGGGCUACCGUGGGAUUGAGAAGAAGAUGGAGAUUCCAAUUCCACCACUCGGAAAGGGAGAGGAUGUUGGUGGUGAAGCUGACAAGGGAAAGAGGCUCGCGAAGAGCUUGAAAGAUGCCACGGCGCAGUUCGCUCGGAAAGAAAGCGUGGCCCGGGAGGUAUUUGGAGAUGACUUUGUUGACCAUUUCGCGGGAACCAGGGAGCACGAGAUCAGGCUGUGGGACGAAGCCGUGACUGAUUGGGAGGUCAGGAGGUAUAUUGRGACAGUAUAA